Oryza sativa Japonica Group (Japanese rice) is the source of this 744-nucleotide messenger RNA. RefSeq names its product putative F-box/LRR-repeat protein 9. Gene Ontology annotation, molecular function: protein binding. The record is from RefSeq and is a predicted model, not a curated record. NCBI's taxonomy places the organism in Eukaryota, Viridiplantae, Streptophyta, Magnoliopsida, Poales, Poaceae.
AUGCUGCUACCGCCGGAGAGCAGGGACUGGUCGGAGCUGCCGAUGGACGCGUUCUCGGUGAUCUUCGCCAAGCUCGGCGCCAUCGAGCUCCUCAUGGGCGCCGGCCUCGUGUGCCACUCAUGGCUGCACGCCGCCAAGCUGCCUCACCUGUGGCAAUGCGUGGAGAUGGUUCACCACGAGGCCCUGAGCCUGAAGGAACCCAUUGUCAUGUCCGAAAUGGCUAGGGCGGCCGUGGACCGCUCUGAUGGCCGGCUUGAGGCGUUCGAGGGGCAGUGGUUUGUUAACGAUGGGCUGCUCAACUAUAUACGGGACAGGUCACCGAAGCUGAAGCGCCUGUGCCUUGUCUCAUGCUACAGUGUCUACAAGGAAGCGUUCAUCGAGUUCAUAGCAAAGUGUCCGCUGAUAGAGGACAUCGCCCUCAUCAACUGUGGAAGUGUCGUCUUCCACGCUUUGAAUGUGAUCACCGGAAAAUCAUUCCCGCAGCUGAAGCGGUUCGAGCUACGAACGGCAUUUGAGCGACCUUGUUACGGGUGCGAUGUGCCGCUGGGGAUUCCAACGGUGCGCCACCUGCAACACCUGAUUUUAGGGGGCAUCAUCGACAUCGACAACGAAGAGCCCCCUGCCCUCACCUUGAUCUUAUUGGCAUCAGGGAGUGCUAUGAGCUCAAGGUCGUCGAUGCUACGUACCCUGCGAGCAAAGUGUGCCAAGAUCAAGAUACGUACUGAAGCUUCCCUGCUACCUUGA